This is a messenger RNA of Leptidea sinapis, 6427 nucleotides long. It is a transcript of the gene Ppa, whose product is annotated as F-box/LRR-repeat protein 14. Gene Ontology annotation, cellular component: SCF ubiquitin ligase complex. The record is from RefSeq and is a predicted model, not a curated record. The transcript has a single exon. Gene Ontology annotation, biological process: SCF-dependent proteasomal ubiquitin-dependent protein catabolic process. Bases 179 to 1504 code for a protein of 441 amino acids. Gene Ontology annotation, molecular function: protein binding. NCBI's taxonomy places the organism in Eukaryota, Metazoa, Arthropoda, Insecta, Lepidoptera, Pieridae.
GAUACGGCGUGCGUCACGUGCCGUCGAGCGCGACCAAUCGCCUCGCGCCCACAACCGGCGGGGGCCCUCUCCCCUCGCUCAGUACGCGUUUAGCUUCCGCGUGGAACGCACGUCAUUUGCUCCCAGCUCCUGGGCCGCGUUGUGUUUACAGUACCAUGUUGUAACUUGUAGUGCUGUGAUGAGUGCGUGGACAGAGGAAGUGAUGUCCUGGCGUGACGACCGCCUCGGCAUUACCGAAUUACCAACCGUGAACCGACGUAAAAACCGAACCGCUCCGUACCGACUACACAGGCCACAUAUAUCUACAUCACUACCUGAACCGGUACCUGAGAAUGGAACGCAUAUAUCAAGAUUGUAUCCAGAAAUUCUCGCUUUAAUUUUCGAGCGGCUGCCUGUUAGAGACAGGGGUCGAGCUGCGCAAGUUUGUCGAUCCUGGCGUGAUGCUGCGGACAGAAGGUCAGUGUGGCGAGGAGUUGAAGCCGCUUUACAUUUAAGAAGGCCAGCUUCCGUGUUGUUUGCGUCACUAGCUCGGCGCGGAGUAAGAAAACUUCAAGUUUUAUCAUUGAGGCGCGGCUUGCGUGACGCCGUUUCAUCUUUACCUGGUUUGGAAUCACUUUCCCUUAGCGGUUGUUAUAGUGUAACUGAUUCAGCGCUUGCAAGCGCAUUUGCAACUGAGUUGCCUUCAUUGAGACGAUUAGAUCUAUCACUUUGUAAGCAAGUCACUGAUUCAUCGCUUGGCAGAAUAGCUCAGUCGCUGAAGAACUUGGAAGAGCUCGAACUGGGUGGUUGUUGCAACGUGACUGAUACAGGACUCUUGUUGAUCGCUUGGGGAUUGAGAAAACUACGAAAAUUGAACCUCAGAUCCUGUUGGCACGUUAACGACGAUGGUAUUGCACAUUUAUGUGGCGGUGGAGAUGCCAGGGGUACUCCAGAUUUGGAAUAUUUAGGUUUACAAGACUGCCAAAGGUUAACAGAUGACGCGCUGAAACACGCUGCAACCGGGCUUCCUAAACUCACAUCUAUCAAUCUUUCCUUUUGUGUUGCUGUGACUGAUGCAGGAUUACGUCAUUUAGCGAAACUGUCUUAUCUGGAGGAUGUUAAUUUGAGAGCCUGUGAUGGAGUUUCGGACGCAGGUGUGGCUCAUUUAGCUGAAAGCGGUCGAUUGAGAGCCUUGGAUGUAUCGUUUUGCGACAAAGUAGGCGACGAGGCGCUAUCGCACGCUACUCUAGGCCUAUCUGGCCUCCGCUCGCUGUCACUAAGCGCGUGCAGACUCACUGAUGAAGGUUUAGAAAGAGUCGCAAGGCUAUCGCAGCUAGAAACGCUCAAUAUAGGCCAAUGUACGCGUGUAACGGAUAGAGGACUCCGGGCCUUAGGCGACGGAUUGCUGAAUUUGAAAGCAAUAGAUCUGUACGGUUGUACUUGCAUAACUCCGCAAGGAUUGGACCAUAUUGUGAAGUUGCCACGGCUAAGUGUUCUCAAUCUAGGCCUAUGGCAUGUGCGGUGACCACACAAACAUAAGUGUAUCUCUGUGCCGCGUUUGCAUGUGUGCGUGCGACGCCAUGUUGGAAACGAAACCAAGGUUGUAUAAUGGACAAAAUAUAAAAUUAUUAACCAAUAUUAAUUAUUAUAAGGUAUUAUUGAACAACAAUCGUUAGGAGACGGGGUAGCUUUCUUUACGUUCUGUUAGUAAUCUGUUGCUAUGUAAGUUUGUUGACUGAUUUUUAUGUACUGUGAUUAUUUUUUUAAAUAUUGUCCGUUUAGUUUGGUUAAGUUUGAGAAAGUCGCCCCAAAACCUAGUCGCAACACUAAGCUGGGACCUUUGGGUUUCAGCUUAUACAUGUAUACUCUUAUCUAUAAUUAGUGACGUAUAAAAAUAUAAGGUAAUUUAAAUUUUACCAGCGAUUAUGAAAUGUCUGGUAUUCUAAUGUAAUUGCUCCAUUAGUUAGUGUAGUCAUUAUUAAAUUGUCGUUUUAAUUCGAUAUUUUGCGAAUCUUUGUAUAUAUUUAAGUUUUUAUUCAUGUUUCUGUUUGAGAGGCAGAAGUCUUAUUGUUUUUACACACAUUUCCUUCCAAAAUUGUUUAAAUGCAUUUUGUUUUUAGUUAAAAUUGAUAUUUUUUAAGUUUAAUAUAGAUAAUGAACAUUGUUUUAUCUUUAAUUGUUGAUAUUAACCAAUUCUGAAAAAUUUUUGGACAAAAUUCUUUCAUAGAAGUAUCACCCGGAAACAUAGUUAAUAUUUUAUAUUGCAACAAUAAGAAAACAUUGCAAUUAAAGUAAUUCAAUAUUCAAUUUUUAUUAUUUCAAUAUUCAAUUAAUAUUAUUUUAUCCAAUGAUUUCAAAACGCUGUGUAUUAUAUUUUCUGGAGUCACUUUUCAACUUAAUAGCAAAUUAUGCCAAAUAUAAGCCAAAUAAAACAUCCAAUGCUGAAAAUCUUAUUAUUAUAACUUUACCAGGACGCCUUCGCAAAAUAAGACAUUACAUUUUAAGAUUCAAUAAAUUAAUAUUUCGCAAAAGAGAGGAAUUAUAAAAAGACAUAGAUGUUUUGCAUUUUAGUAGAUAAUCUAAUAGAUAUAGGUAAUAUGAUAGAUGCUAUUCUAUUAAACUGCUAAUUUUAAAAUAACUGUUGAAAAUAUGUUUCUGGCAGAGAUUUUACGGUAUUUUUUAAAGGUCGUCUCGGUAUCUCCGAAUGCCUGAAAACAAAAAUCAUCGGAGGAUAUUUAGGUAAUGAUAAAUAUGCACAAGUAUGAGGCUGAAAUCUAUAGGGCGUAGGUACAUACCCCCUUAUUCAUAAUGGUCCGCUAACUUUAAACAGCCGCUAAGGAGUGUUUUUUCUCAUUCUGACUUAGGUCAAUAGAAGAAGACAGAGUGAGAAUUAGCAAUGCUUUAAGUUAGCAGACUAUAAUGAAUAAGGGGGAUUGACUUUACUCACGUACAACUUAGUUGAGUGUAAGCUUAGCGUAUUAUUAUAGUCAAUUGACAUCGAAAAUUAUGCUUUGCUUAAUGUAAGACAGCCCAAUGCAAAAGCCAAAUUCGCGUUUUCACAAUCAGCAAAGUUUUACGUGAGUAAAGACUCAGCAAAGUUUAAGUUAGCUCUAUAGAUCUCAGCCUCGGUCGAGGUACAGUCAAGCAACCUGAUUCGCGUACAUUUUGAUUGCUGACUUAUUGCUUGAAAUAUGGAAAUAUCUUAAAGCUUAUAUUCGUUUAGCACAUCCGUAUCACGUUCAUAUUAGCGUUUCAAAGAAAGAUAGCCCUUAGUAUUAACAAUUGUCAUCAGCAAUUUAGGCUUAGGGCGGUACGCGAUUCAAAUUCCUUGACUAUACCUAAUUGUGGUACUAUAAUAAAUGCGUUGUUUGGUUCCCUUCUUGCAGAGUUAUUGAUAACUAGCUGACCCGGCAAACGUUGUUUUGCCAUAUAAAGUUUAAUUCACGCGAUAGUUUUAUAAGUAAUAAAAUAUUGCCUAUAUUAUAGCCUGUACAUCAUUUUGUUCUAUUGUCAAUAGUUUUUGCAGCGCACGCAAAAAUAGGUUUUCGAUUUUACACCUUGUGUUACAAAAUAGCAAUUUUAUUACGGAUCCCUAAUUUUGAAAAAAAAACAUAGCCUAUAGCCUUCCUCGAUAAAUGGACUACCCAACACUGAAAGAAUCAUUCAAAUCGGACCAGUAGUACCAGAGAUUAGCGCGUUCAAACAAACAAACAAACAAACACUGCAGCUUUAUAAUAUUAGUAUAGAUUAAAGCUUAUUAAUUCUAUAAAUCGUAUAAUUUUUGUUUACUCGAUAGAGAUAAAAGUCGAAUGAUUUGACUAAUAAAACUAAAUACUUAGUACGCCGUAAAUACAAACGGUUAUUACAUGUUAAAGUCAUCAGUUCUUUUCACAACCAAAGAAUAUCUUUUCUAUAACGAAUGCACUUUAAAUUCUCAAUAUAGGUAUGCAUUUUAAAUAAUAAGAUGGCAAUACCUAGAUACCUAGAUACGACACGAUUUCCUUCGGUCUGGUCUUACAUACUCGUAUGUUCCUGAUUCUUGUCAUUUUGGUUUUUAACCCUAGAAAAAGUGAUUUUCAAAUAAGAUCAACUUUAUUAUUAUCUAUUCCUCUCUGUUUUUUUGUGCUCCAGUACUUUAAAAAGUGCUUAAGACGGCUAAAUUAUAUAAGCCGCAAAGAAAGGCCUACAAAAAUAAUCCGACUACAAUAAGCGUAAAAAUUAAUCUGGCAUUCUGUGCCAGAUUACUUUACCUAUCGAUUUAGUUUCCAAAAUAAGUUACGAUUGGAUAAAUUUUGGAGAGAUAAAUUACCGGGAACGAAACCCUGAUUUUUCAGAAUUUGAAUUCUUUAAUCUAUAAAACUUGGCUAAUGUUUUUUUUAAGAAGAACAAUGAGCUGAGAUCUUUUUUUUGAUUUAAGAAUUUAAAUUAAAUUUUUCUGUCGCAGGCCAAUAUCAGUUCCGAUUAAAAAUCCUCAUAAAAAGAUUCAAGAAUCAGGUUCUCGCUCUUGUCUAUUGCUGACAUCAAAAAGACUUUUUCCAUUAACAGUAAGAUUGAGUUACUUUGGAUCUGGGAGUCUUCUAUAGCCCAUCAUUAAAAACAGUUUAAUUUUUCUCGCAUGUCAGCAAUUGGGGCAGUAAAUAUAACGUUACGGCCUUACAAAUUAACUUGGUAUAAAGUUAUACUUGAGAUUAAACCAAGGAUACAUGUUGACUAUCGACCGUUUUCAAUAAAGUACCUCUAGUUACGGAUACAUUGCUGUCACCGUUUAAUGACAAGAUCUUAUCUAUCCAUAGUCAUGUCCAAUGCUUUAUGUCGAUAGAAUAUUGAAAUGUAAGUUAGCGUAAAAUGAUGGAUUUGUCUACCUCUAGUAAGUUAAACUAAGGAUAGAUAGGUUAUUGAAAACGGCCGUAUAUCGCUGACAACACUGUCAUUACAAUGAUAAUUCUGAAGUUUUCCGAAUGUCAAGGAAACGUUAUACAUCCAAAUAAAACAAUUAUGUAUAAGCAAAAUGUAUUUUUGUAAACAUUUUGCGUAUUCUUGGUUUGUUCUUAGUUAUAAUUUUUUACCAAGUUUUAAGGUACCCCAGGAACAAAGUAACUCCUACGAUGUAUAGAAUAUAUUAUAGCAACGCAAUAAUUACAUAGUAUUCUUCGACAAAAAGUCAGAAAGCGUUCAGAAGAUCUGCCUUAGUGACGUCACAACAGAGUUAAAAAUAUAAAGCUAUAUAGCGCUGUAUAUUAUAACUGAAAUAUAUGUGACUAACUUUUAUGGAUACCGACAAUAUCUGUCUAUUAACUAUUACUAAAAUGCAAAAAUCAUAAUUUUCUUUUAUAUAUAAUGUCUUAAAUGCAAAACUUCUGUUUUUAUAUAUUUUGACUGUAUUUUUUUAUCUAAACCAUACAUAGACUUAAAAUAUACUAGCGUAUAGACAAACAAAGCGUGCAAAAGAGAUCAUCUCUAACGGAGAUACAGUAAGAGAGUAAAGGAAAGCGAAUUUGUUGUAACUGUAACCUAUUUUGAAUGAAAAGUCGUAAACAGUCAGCCACGCUUUGAAUUCGCUCCUGAGUAUUUUGAAUAUUAAACUAUCUUACGCACACAUUGACAACUCCUGUGAGGUCGUCUAUAUAUUCUAGUAUAUUCUAAUUUUAUGAUCUAUACCGUAGAGUUAUAAGAACAAAAUUGUCACAACUAAGAAGAAAAUAUUCUAGAGGUCAUUUUUGCAAUCGAUGCAACGCCGAGUUCGUUUUCUCUGUCUGCCUCACAGAGUCUGAGGGAGACAACUGAUUUUAAGACAUAAUUUUAGACUUGGUAUGCCUUCUGGGUCAAGCGCUUUUAAGACAUUUUUCUUAGAUUAUUUAUACGUCUAGAGAGACGUUGACAGCUGUCAAAAAGUCGAUAAAAAUUGUAUUUUAAACAAACCUCUAUUUUGUGCAAUUCACGCACACUACUAACACAAAGUGUCAUACAAAACGCGAGUGUAAGCUUGUCACGCGCACUUAACUAAUAUUCCUGGCCUGUUUCUAUAGGUUAUCUAACAGCAAAAGACUCUAUCUAGACGUAUAAAUUAUCUUAGACAUUUUUAUUAAUUCUUAUUAUUGGUAUUCACUUAUUUUCAAAUGACCAGUCUGUGUUGAAUUUGAAAAUUCUAAUGAAUUUUCAAAUUCAACACAGACAUCUUAAGUAUCCGUUGAGAUUUUACUUAAUCACGUCAAAAUAAUAUUAACCCCUUAGAAUUCCUUUAAGUUGAACUAACGAAUAGAAUAACUUAUUAAUGAACAAAACAAGCUCAUGCGAUCUCUAUUAUACGUAAUUUUAAAUUAUUUUAAGGUACCCACAUUCGCAAAAAAUCGAAUUUGAAACAUUGAAUGUUUACUCAAACGUUGUUUUUGUACAAACUGAAUGUAAAAUAGAUGAAAUGUAUUAAAGCCAUCGUUUAAGUUACAAUUUA